ACUGUGUACUACUGUCAAAUAAUUUUUGUUUGUCAUCAUUUUGUAGUUGAGUAUCGCAGGUUUAUAUAGUUUCAUUAUUCUUGUAAAAAUGGCUCUAGCAGACGUUUGUGGUUUUUCCUCAACGAAUUUGUUCAAUGGAGAUAAAAUGGGUCGUCAAUUAUUCGAGCGAGAUAGCCAAAACCUUCACAAUAGUUUUUCAUUGGCAGUACCACCAUUUCAAGAUCCGGCUCUCAACCUAGCUAAGCUAGCAGCUCAUGGAGAGUCAAGCGGAAUCAAGAUGGAAUUCGACCAUGGAACCACAACGCUUGGAUUUCGAUUCCAAGGUGGUGUGCUGCUAGCAGUUGAUUCCCGUGCAACUGGUGGCCAAUACAUUGGUUCGCAGACAAUGAAAAAAAUUGUCGAAAUAAAUGACUACUUAUUGGGAACUUUGGCCGGAGGAGCGGCAGACUGUGUCUACUGGGACCGUGUCCUAGCAAAAGAAUGUCGCAUUUAUGAACUACGUAAUAAAGAGCGAAUUUCCGUGGCUGCUGCUAGCAAGAUCAUGUCAAACAUUGUGUACUACUAUAAAGGAAUGGGACUGAGUAUGGGCAUGAUGUUGGCGGGUUAUGACAAACGAGGUCCUCAGCUAUAUUACAUUGACUCUGAAGGUACACGCACACCUGGAAAGGUAUUCUCCGUUGGAAGUGGUUCCGUUUAUGCUUACGGUGUUUUGGAUUCCGGUUAUCGGUGGGAUUUAACAGAUGAGGAAGCACAAGAUCUGGGCCGUAGAGCUAUUUAUCAUGCAACUCAUCGCGACGCGUAUUCAGGUGGAAUUGUACGAGUAUACCACAUUAAACCUACAGGCUGGGUCAACAUUUCUAACCAAGAUUGUAUGGAUUUACACUUCCAAUAUCAGGCGGAGAAGGAGCAGAAGUUCGGUGCUUAACAAGGGGAUCGCGUUGAAGUGUUUUGAAUAACAUUAUAAAACUCAAGCUGGUGAAUAAAUUCGUCUCUUGAAAAUUA
Messenger RNA from Wyeomyia smithii (pitcher-plant mosquito), 1002 nucleotides. It is a transcript of the gene Prosbeta5, whose product is annotated as proteasome subunit beta type-5. The record is from RefSeq and is a predicted model, not a curated record. NCBI's taxonomy places the organism in Eukaryota, Metazoa, Arthropoda, Insecta, Diptera, Culicidae. Gene Ontology annotation, molecular function: threonine-type endopeptidase activity. Bases 89 to 925 code for a protein of 278 amino acids. The transcript is spliced from 3 exons. Gene Ontology annotation, cellular component: proteasome core complex.